GAACAUCACCCAGUGCACCGCUAAGAAAACACAGCCUGAACCUUAAAAGAAACAUUCGAAGCACUGAAGCACAGGAACGAACAACCGAAAAUCACCACAAGAUCUCACGGAUGCAUUUAAAUGACUCCUUCCAUUAGCCAUGCAACAAAAGACGCUAGCUGUGCGCACUGAUCCGCAAGGUUUAGCGGCGACGACCAGCCUGAUGAGGGUAACAGCGGAGAACGAGUGAGUGUGGUUUCGAGUGCGUGCGGGCGUGCGGUUUGGGCUACGCGGGCGCCAGUGUUGCAGUGAGGAGCGAGCGUCGAGAGGGUGUGCGUGGGCGAGAUAGCGCUGCGGGAAGCAUACUUUAUAACGACGGCAAAAACGUUACUUGUAUCGGUGUGGAGUACAUCUUAUACCUGACAUCACUGGCAUACAAAAUGGCACCUUUGGCACUACCUGCUUUUCAAGUGGCACCGAGCCUAGACUCUCUUGGAGGGAGUGUUUCGUACAUACCAAAUGCUGUGAGAGAUCGUUCAUCUGAUGGAGUGCUCGAGGUCGAAGGUCGAGACGCCAACAGCAACCUCGCUUUCAUGGCCUUCGUGAUGGCUCUUCUCGACACUGUUGUCAACAUAGUCAGCACCAUCAACGACAACAACAACAACAACAAUGACAACAACAAUAACAACAAUAACAAUAACAACAAUGCUAAUAUCAAUGAGCUCGUGGCCAUGAGCGAGAACACCAACAACAACAUGGUGACCGGCAAGAGCCUCUUUCAGCGAGUAAGCCGUUUCUUGCAAGACGCUGUGACAACCAUCACGGCGCCUAUUGUUUCUACUAUUAAUUCUCUUCCUUUCAUGCCUUCUUCUUCUUCCUCAUCUUCUUCUUCUUCUUCAUCUUCUUCUGUUUCUGAUUCUUCUUCCUCCUCUUCUUCCACUGCUCGAGUUCCCUCUUCGUCUUCAAAUUCUAAUUCUUCUCUCGCGUCUCCGCUUUCUUCUUCUUCCUCCUCCUCCUCCUCCUCUUCUUCUUUUAUUCCUUCGUCUAAAUCUUCUUUGUUGUCUGGUUCUUCCCCCUCAUCGUCGCCUGUGUCUUCUGCGUCUCAUUCCGAUUUACUUUCAUCAUCUACUUUCCCAUCCACUCCUUCGCCAUCUGUCAGUGCGAAUUUCUCCUCGUAUUACUACACUUCUCCUUCCUUUUCUUAUUCUCCUUCUUUAUCCUUUCCAUCCUCCUCGUCUCUCUCCCGUCCGUCAUCCAACAUUCGUUUACAGUCUUCUUCAUCUCCUGUCUCUUCUUCGUCUUCCUCCUCCUCUUCCUCUUCCUCUGCUUCCACAUCACCAUCCUUCCCCUCUUCCCAUUCCUCCCGCAUCUCAUCUUCCUCC
This is a messenger RNA of Penaeus indicus, 1361 nucleotides long. RefSeq lists its product as uncharacterized. Gene Ontology annotation, molecular function: mRNA binding. The annotation marks the transcript as partial. The transcript is spliced from 4 exons. The record is from RefSeq and is a predicted model, not a curated record. Lineage: Eukaryota; Metazoa; Arthropoda; Malacostraca; Decapoda; Penaeidae.